Molecule: messenger RNA, 3840 nt
Organism: Plutella xylostella (diamondback moth)
Lineage: Eukaryota; Metazoa; Arthropoda; Insecta; Lepidoptera; Plutellidae
Source: RefSeq, a predicted model, not a curated record
UUCCUUGACAGCUGCCAGCUGAGUUUUGUGAUCGUGCUAAAAUAAUAUUUUUGUUGUCAAUUUUUCACUUUCAGUUUCAUUAACAUGUGUUGAUUAUCAGUUGGCGGCUUAUAAAAAUAAGUAGUAAAUCCUCUAAUUACCAUACUUAAAUCGCCCUCGUCGUGAAUAUGUCCGCAAGCAGAUUGGAUGCUGUUUACCGCAGCAUUCUCAUAACCAAGUUUUUCUCUAAAGGCUGGGGUAACCCAGAGAAUUUGCGCAGGUUAUUCGAGUUCAGGAAAGUUGUCUCAAAUCGGGAUGAAUGCUUCAAACUUGUCGAUAGAGACUACCCAGUUACUAUCACUAAGGAGCAGAAGUACUCGGACUGCCAUGUGUUGGAGGGCUUCUUCACAUCACCGCUGGAGCGGCUGCUGCCCGGCCUCGUGCCGGAGGCGGCGCGGAGCGCGCACUUUCAGGUGGUGCUGCCGGCGCAGUGGAGGGAUCCAAAUAGCAAGCCCGUUUGUUUGCACUUGGCGGGCACAGGGGAUCAUUUCUUCUGGCGGCGCCGCAACCUGAUGGUGAAGCCUCUUCUGAAGGAGGCCGGCAUCGGCGGCAUCAUCCUCGAGAACCCCUUCUACGGACUCAGGAAACCCACCGACCAAGUUCGCUCGUGCCUCCACAACGUGUCGGACAUAUUCGUGAUGGGCGGCUGCCUGAUCCUGGAGGCGCUGGUGCUGUUCCACUGGUGCGAGCGCCACGGGCUCGGCCCGCUCGGCGUCACCGGCCUGUCUAUGGGCGGACACAUGGCGUCCCUGGCGGCGACGAACUGGCCGAAGCCCCUCGUGCUGGUGCCCUGUCUGUCCUGGUCCACCGCUUCAGCUGUCUUUCUACAAGGUGUCAUGUCGCAGUCAAUCAACUGGGAUCUUUUAGAAGACCAAUAUUUAUCCGACGGCAUAUACCGAGAGAAGCUCAAGAAAAUGGUGACAAUAGUUGAUGAGGCGUUUCUAGCAGGCAAGAAGUUUGCGCGCAAUUUCUCCCAGGGCAUAGACAUGCCUUUGCCUGUAGAAAAAGCCAAAGUAGUACAACCAAAAACCGACGAUGAUAAGAAAAAAAUCAACACACCAGAAUCAGAACUAGACAUUACAUACAAUGAAACAAAAGAAAUCAAAACAAGUGAAACCAAAGAAGAAAAACAAAACAAUACGGAACAGACACAGUGUGAUAAUAAACCAAUAAUUGAGGGGAUGUCGUUGAAAAAUCUGAAUGAAGAAUUAAAAAGACUAUUAGAAGAAGACAAAGUUAAUAGGGAAUUGUACGAAAAAUUAACAUCAAAUGAGAAAUUCGAGUUAACGCCACAAGAAAUUGAAGAGAUUAAUAAAUUAAACGAGGAAAGCAUUAAAGAAAUUCUACUAAAAUUCAAAGUUGCAGAAACAAAAUCUCCGCUAACCAAUCUAGAAAACCAACCAUCAAAAGAAAGCUUAGAAAACGCAAAGACCAAAUCAGAAAUACAAGUGGAAAUUCCAAAAGUAAUACAAAAUGUCGAAGCAAAGAACGAUGGCAAACGGAAAUCUUGGCAUGUGUCAGACCUAACUUCAGAUAUUUGGAUGAACUUGCCAUUCAUCAAAAAGAGUGAGAAGAAGAUAGACAUAAGCAAGAUACACUGGAGAGACAGAGAGGCACUGCAGUUCAUGAGGGGUAUAAUGGACGAGUGCACGCAUCUUAGCAACUUUUCCGUGCCGUUUGAUACUUCGUUGAUUAUUGCGGUGUGCGCGAAGCACGACGCGUACGUCCCGCGAGACGACGUGGGCACCCUGGAGGAGAUCUGGCCCGGGGCCGAGGUGCGCUACGUGGACGCGGGGCACGUCUCCGCCUACAUCCUGCACCAGUCGCUCUUCAGAUCGUGCAUCAAGGAAGCGUUCGAGCGUUCACAGAAACGCUGGAAGGACGGCAAACACAUUGACUGACACGAGAAGUACGAGAUACUUAUGUAGUAACAGUUACCAGAGCUUAUUAUACAACGGACUCAUUUUAACUACCUCUUACGAACUGCGCACAUUGGUGACGGGCAAGCCCGCGUGGAAAAAGUCACUCGUAUGCUCACACCCCUUAGCAUGAAUUUUCAUCGUGAACGUGAAGUAAAAUUACUCGAUGAAUUCUACUUCACGUUCACGAUGAAAAUUCAUGCCUUAGCAUGGUCUUGAACUCGUGGGUCUGAAUAAUAACGGCCUCGCUUUUCGUUCGUCAGUCACCAACGGACGCCUUAUUUUAUAAUUUAUUAGCGCAGUUGCAGAGAUGUUCUGUUAAAUCUAUUUUCUAUCUCUAUGCAGUCUAUAUACGUAAAAUAAUAGCAAUAUACAAGUAAUUUGUAACUGAGUGAUAGUGUUUUUGAAGUGAAUUUGUUACAACUUCACAAUUUUUAUGAACAUCAAUCCUGUCUAUUCCAUAAAGUUUUGAAACAUCGCCAUUUUACGAAAUUCUGUUAUCCAGUUGUCGUAACUAACGCUAACGUAUCUUUGUAUACUGAAAGUAAAGAUUAAAUCAUUUACUACAUCAGCUUUAGUGGCUGUUGGUUUUAACUAUCAUAAAAUACGUAAGGCUUCAUUUUGGACUGAUAACGGUUUUAAAACGGCCAUAUUUUAUUGUAACUGCAAAGCCAACUUUUAAACUAUAACUGAUUUGAAAUUAUAUGGGACUGUAUUCCUAGGAUUUUACACCUUAGCUAUCUUUACUUGCCUACAUCGAAAUUUGAUGGUACAAAUUAGUUGGGAUCCACUGUAUGAAAAAUAGGAUUAAGUGUUACCUAUUUAUUUACCAAAUAUUAUAUCUAAUUUUUAAGAUUUUUGGCAUAUCUACAUUUUUAUGCUUUCUAUGUUGUUUUUUUUUGUCUAGCCAUAAUAUUGUUUUGAUGUUAUCCUCUUUAUCUUUAUAAAUUACGGACAUAAAUUUAUUACAUUCACUUUAUAAAUACAGGAUGAAGUUCAACAGGCAAGAUCGGUGAAAACGAGACCUUUCGUAUCCAGAUUUAGUCUCGUGUAACAUACAAAUAAAUGAUUUACAUGACUGCUGGAAUAUCAUCCUGUAUAGGCUUUAACCCUUUCCCUAUAAUGAAAAGUGCUCAAUGUGUAGGUAGUAUUGUGAUAUUUAUAGCUAAAUACAAAUCAUGUAAUGUAUGGAAUUGUAAAGCAAUUUUUACUUGUAGUUACAUUUUUACUUUACAGUGUCGUAUAAUACACUAUAUAUUGUGUAUUAACUAUUGUGGUAUAUUUACAACGGCUUGACUUUAGAUUUUACCUCACUGCAUUUAAUAAACCUACAACUAAACCUCUUCACUAUCGAUUUUAUAAGAAUGAAUGACCGCCUCAGAGUACAAAACCAGUUUUAAGUAACUUCUUGGGGUACAAAUUGGUAGCGUACAAAGUGUGGCAACGUCUUCAUUGGUUUCAACGUGCUGACUGCGAGUUUUUACACCACCGUUCGAGAAGCGACGAGUAAACGUGAAUUUGUAUGGCGCAGGAGAGUCGCCACCUAGCGGUACACGCACUGCAUUAGUUCCGCACCAUACAAUUUUGCGUUUGGUUUAACUGCUCGAUCGCUUAUGCACUAAGCCGUCUGGUUUCUUUCUCGUUUUUAGCUCCACGUCACUUAUAAAAAUACAUAGAAAUUAGUGAAGUUGGGACACGUUGCGUUGUCUGUUGCAGCCUUUUUCGUCCGCUACCAAUUUUCACCUUUAUUUACAUAUUUAUAUAUAAAAAUGUUUGAAGCUUUUAGUUGAUCUUUGUGUAGUCAGCCGAUUGAACAUGAUAAUUUCUCUAUUGAGAUUGUAAAGUUAUAUUUUUAUAUUUAUGAAUAAAUGAUUUAUAUUCA